AGCAAUGUCAACGAAGCUCUCCAGUUCUGCUUGUCUUGGCCCAAGCAGUCAUCACUCGAGUGCCUGGUCCCUCUCCUCUUAGCUCCGCCUCCUCUCUCUGGCCCCACACCCCUAGACACAGUACACACAGUCCAGAGCUGUGGCUCAAAGAAAACAAAAGGGACUGCCUGGUUCCUAUGGCUGUGGCCAGCACCUUCAGACCGGGGCUCAACUCUCGGAAGCCUCAUUAUAUCCCAGGGUACACUGGACAUUGCCCGUUCAGCAUGGGCCAGACCUAUGGGCAGAUGACCGGUCAACUACUUCGAGGCCCUCCUGGUCUAGCCUGGCCCCCUGCCCACCGCACACUUCUGCCUCCCAUUCGGCCUCCAAGAUCUCCCGAGAUUCCCAGGCGGAACCCACGUCUCAGGUGUGGCCAUGAGAGGCUCAGCUCCAGCAUGAUCCCUGGGUACACAGGUUUUGUUCCCCGGGCACAGUUCAUCUUCGCCAAAAACUGCAGCCAGGUCUGGGCUGAGGCUCUGAAUGAUUUUACCCAGUGGCACGGCAGGAAAUGGAGUGAGGAGCAGUCAGAGGCGGCCACAGGAGAAAAAGACACAGAGAAUGACCAAGAGCCAGAGCCAGAGCCAGAGCCAGAGCCAGAGCAGGAGGCCGAGAAGCAGAAGGCUUCCCCCUACUCCAUGGAUGACAGAGACCCUCUGAAGUUUUUUAUGUCAGGGUUCACUGGCUACGUGCCUCGUGCCCGCUUCCUCUUCGGCUCCAGCUUUCCUGUGCUCACUAACCAGGCACUGCAGGAAUUUGGGCAGAAGUACUCACGGGGUAGAAUCCAGAAGGAUCCCGAACAUCUCCCUGUACUUCCCAGAACCUACCCUCAGAACCUGGGUCUUUUACCUAACUAUGGGGGCUAUGUGCCAGGGUAUAAGUUCCAGUUUGGACACACAUUUGGGCAUCUCACCCAUGAUGCUCUGGGCCUCACCACUUUCCAGAAGCAGCUCCUGGCUUAGGUACCUGGGAUUCAAGUCCUCCCUUCCCUUUUCAUCCUAUCCCAGCCAUCCUUUUGGAAGAAUGAGUGGUGGGUCGGUGUGUUG
Messenger RNA from Tupaia belangeri chinensis (Chinese tree shrew), 1082 nucleotides. It is a transcript of the gene CIMIP2B, whose product is annotated as ciliary microtubule inner protein 2B. Lineage: Eukaryota; Metazoa; Chordata; Mammalia; Scandentia; Tupaiidae. The record is from RefSeq and is a predicted model, not a curated record. The transcript has 6 exons. The coding region runs from base 177 to 998 and encodes 273 amino acids.